GCAUGCAGGUUGUGCGACGAGAGAGGGCGCGCACACGUACGUACACACGUACGUACAAAUAGACCCUGCGCGGGAGAAUUGAGCUUGUCGAGCACAAAUUGCUGAUAAAGAUUUUCCAAAUGAAAGCUUGAUUUUGAGAAAGCUAGACACGGCUUUUCACCAUGGCAUCUGGCGCCUCAGGCCCAAGUGACCCCCAGGCAUUGCUGCUUCAGCUAGUCAGGCAUAUGCUGGCUAAACCCAAAGAUGCAGAUGUUACUUCACAGUAUCAGUAUGCUCUCAGAGUAAUCAGCAGCAAUUUUACACCUUCUGUUGAAGGAGAUGAAUUUCAAGUGUCGCAGCGGAUCCAACGAAAAUUGGCCAGACAAGGCAGGGAGUCGGACGCUGCCAGGUUUGCAGAACUCUACCGGAAAUUACAGUCUCAAACUGUACUCAAGAAUCGAUGGGCCAUCAUGUAUCUUCUUAUGUCACUCAGUGAAGAUAGGAAAUCUGCUAGGCAUAGGAUGGCUGAGGGAGCGUCCAUAUUUGGCCAAGGCUUGCCCCGAAUGGCGACCUCGACGCCGUUUGAGCCCCGGCCAGGCAGUCGCCAGCCCCUGCCCCAAGAACAGACUCUGAGCAUGAUGCAUGAACGAUCGCACAGUAGUGGAAUUGGAAGUACCUUGAGUAGUAUAUCUGGCCAUGGGCAGACAGUGUCAUCAACUAGUAACUUCAGUAUGCCGGGUGACGCGUAUACCCCAGCAGGCGACAUGCAGCCAGUCAGCACCCGUCUAUCCCGCAUGCUGAUAGGCGACAGUACAAAGCAUCAUACCUAUGGAGCUACACCAGCCUAUGGGCAGGCAAGGCGAACACCGGCAGUGACAUUUGCUCAGAGUGCCGGAGAUACCACUGACAACACUGCUGCUGAAGUUCCGGAGGCCUCCCUUGUAAGGGAUCUGAUCUACGUCUUCCAAGGCGUGGAUGGCCAGUACAUCAGAUACCAUCCGGCAGAAGAUGCGUUCUGCAUCGACCACCAGGCCGGUGUCUCCAAACCCACCAGGGAUCUAGUCCACAAGCUGGCUGAGCUGGGCUGGCUGUUCCUGAGAGUACGGAAGUACGUGGAUUCCCGUAGUCAAGACAGCGUCAUGGGCAUUGUGGGACAGAGUUUUUGUGCAGCUUUGCAGCAGGAACUAACAGAGUACUAUCGUUUACUGGCAGUACUAGAGGCACAGCAACAACAGCAAGAGCAGGAUCCAGGGGUCGUUGACCCCAGCACUGACCUGACCCUAAUAAGGUUAAAGGUCUGGACCUAUGACCCUAUCCACAGGAUGAAGUACCUAGCCAUACUGGUGGACGGCUGUAAAGAUAAGAAAGGGGGCGCCCUUGCCUCGGCUGUGCACUCCUACACGCUCCAUGGCGACCCGUCGGUCAAGUGCGUCAUGAAGCACAUCUUGAAACUGGUAGCCUUCCCCAUCAAGACAAUGCUGGAUCGCUGGAUUGAGGACGGGAACUUGGACGACAAGUUUCAUGAGUACUUUGUUGCCUCUGACCCCCUGGUAAAAGAAGACCGACUGUGGCAUGACAAGUACUCCCUCCGGAAAUCUAUGAUCCCAUCCUUCAUUACCAUGCAACAGGCAAGGAAGAUUCUUCUAAUUGGAAAGUCCAUCAAUUUCCUUCAUCAAGUCUGCCACGAUAACAGCCCCAUUAAGGUCAAAGGUGACAGCGAUUUGGAGACCAAAAAUAAAUAUCAAGACACUGAGAUGCUAUUGGAGCAGGAUCUUGACGGGUCCUUCCAGCAAGUCAUUGACUCCGCCUACCGUGAUACCAGUAAGAGGCUACUACAUGUGCUCUACACUGACUACAAGUUCCUAGAUCACCUCAAGGCAAUGCGGAGGUACCUGCUGUUGGGUCAGGGAGAUUUCAUCCAGCAUCUCAUGGAUUUACUGGAGAGUGACUUAUCCAAGCCGGCCAACCAACUCUACCUGCACAAUCUGACAGGUAUGUUGGAGACCGCUGUACGCGCUACCAACGCACAAUAUGAUGACGUGGAUAUUCUCAACAGAGUGGAUGUACGGCUUCUGGAGCUGUCCCCAGGCGACACAGGCUGGGAUGUGUUCAGUCUGGACUACCACGUGGACGGGCCCAUCAGCACGGUCUUCACCCCGCAGUGCAAGAUCCUGUACCUGCGCGUCUUCAACUUCCUCUGGCGGGCCAAGCGCAUGGAGUACGUGCUGGCCCAGGUCUGGCGGGACAAGAUGGGCAGCACCCGCAAACUGGAAUCCAUCGCAGAGCUUGCGCCCAUCCUCCACCAAUGCCACAUCCUGACGGCCGAGAUGGUCCACUUCGUCAACCAGAUGCAGUACUACAUCAAUUUUGAGGUGAUGGCAUGCUCCUGGGAUGAACUGUGGAAGAAAGUGACGGAGGCAGAAGACAUGGACCACAUCAUUGCAGCCCAUGAAGUCUUCUUAGAUGCCAUCAUCAAAGGCUCGCUGCUCAAUGAGGAGUCACAGCCUUUACUGACUCAGCUGAGGACUAUCUUUGACCUGAUCAUCCAGUACCAAGGAGUGCAGGAGUCUCUGUACAGUGACAGCUGUGAGGAGCUGAGACUGAGAGAGGCCGACAAGCAGGCUGUUCAAGACAGGACAGAACAGGGUGAGUGGGGCGUGACGGCUCAGACAGAGCAGGAGCAGAAGAGACGGAAGGCCAAGUUCCUUCGGGAGUUCAUCCCAACCAGCCGAGCCCAGCUCAAAGUCCUCAGGAAAUCUUACCAGGACAUGGUGCAGCGAUUCUUAGUGAUGCUGACCGGUCACUCUGACGACAGCCUGCGACUCCUGGCGGUCAGACUGGACUUCAAUGAAGUCUACAAGGCCAAAGAGCCCAUGCUGAGAAGCCCAAUGGCCUACAGCCGCACCAAGAAAGUCUUCUGAGAAGGCGUAGAGAGAUAAACAUUGAGAGAAGGGCGUCAAGACAGGUAGUAAGUGGGGUUCACUUUGCAACAGGUGAAUAAUUGCCCCUGCAGGGGUGAAUAAUUUCAUCUGCAGGGCAAGGUUGAGAUGCAAGUAGGUCUUUGUACAUGGGCAUGCAACUUUUCCUCGGAUCCCCUAAUUUCCUUGUUUUUUACUUCUCAUGAAUGCCAUUACAAAUUGAAAAUGCUGUACAAAGUCUUGUGCAUUUUGGAAUUAUUUUUUUUUAUCAAUUCCCAGUUGCAUGCCCGACAGUACAGGGAUUGAGGUACUAAAGGUACAUGUAAAUGCUAUUUGAGACACCGAGUUUAACAACACAGCACAUCACACUUCAAGCUGGAUAAAAUCGGAAGCAGUUUUAUGUGUCACACAGAAGAUCUGCUGAAUGGCUGUGUCCUAUACCAAAAGGGAACCAAAUGACAUUAAACUGAAAGAUAUCUAAUAUCUAUGCAACAUAUAGUUAUAAAAAUAUAGAAGUUUCUUCCAAUGUGGAUUUCAGUUUGGGAUUGCUUUUUUAAAAAGCAUUUUUUUGUACUUUAGAUCGCAUAAAAAAGAAUGGAAGCAUAGUGAAGAAGGGAUAAUUCCAUAUUUCUGUGGAAUUAUUCCUUUAUUUAGGCUCAGUACUGUAUAAGAUCAAAUAUUGUAAAUAAAACAAAAAAAGCUGUUUGCCAAUUAAAACAAU
Messenger RNA from Patiria miniata (bat star), 3618 nucleotides. RefSeq names its product gamma-tubulin complex component 3 homolog (gene tubgcp3). NCBI's taxonomy places the organism in Eukaryota, Metazoa, Echinodermata, Asteroidea, Valvatida, Asterinidae. Gene Ontology annotation, molecular function: microtubule minus-end binding; gamma-tubulin binding. The transcript is spliced from 25 exons. Gene Ontology annotation, biological process: cytoplasmic microtubule organization; spindle assembly; microtubule nucleation. Bases 162 to 2900 code for a protein of 912 amino acids. Gene Ontology annotation, cellular component: gamma-tubulin small complex; centrosome; spindle pole. The record is from RefSeq and is a predicted model, not a curated record.